Messenger RNA from Juglans regia (Persian walnut), 2027 nucleotides. RefSeq names its product aspartic proteinase-like protein 2. Bases 243 to 1733 code for a protein of 496 amino acids. NCBI's taxonomy places the organism in Eukaryota, Viridiplantae, Streptophyta, Magnoliopsida, Fagales, Juglandaceae. The record is from RefSeq and is a predicted model, not a curated record. Gene Ontology annotation, molecular function: aspartic-type endopeptidase activity. Gene Ontology annotation, biological process: proteolysis. The transcript has 10 exons.
AUGCUUUUCUUUUUGAACUUCUGUUAUCGGCUGUUGUCUGUCUUCAACCUUUCCUUUCUCUCUCUCUCUCUCUCCAUGAAAGAAGAUGAAAGAAGAACACGUACUUCAAUCUUUGCCUCCUUUUUCUCUGCUGAAUUUUUGAACUAAGUUUCGCCCUUGAAACAUUCUUUUAUGUAUCUUGCAUAUGCGUAUAUCAAUCUGACAUCCGGAUAAAGCUAGGAGAGAAAGAGGAGCUGCGAGAAAUGGCGGCCAGUGUUCCCGCGGGGAUUCUGAUCGCGGCGGCACUGUUCCCGGCUGCUUUGGUGAUGUGCGGUUUUCCCGCGGCGCUGAAGCUGGAGAGAGCCUUUCCUACUGGCCAACGAGUCGAAUUGAGUCAACUCAGGGCACGGGACAUGGCCAGGCAUGGAAGAAUGUUGCAGUCCUCUUCUAAUGGCGUCGUCGAUUUUCUGGUCGAGGGUACUUACGAUCCGUACAUCGUUGGGCUUUAUUUUACAAAAGUGCAUUUGGGUAAUCCUCCAAGAGAAUUCUAUGUGCAGAUUGAUACGGGUAGUGAUGUUCUGUGGGUCAGUUGUAGCUCCUGCAAUGGUUGCCCUGAAACGAGUGGACUCCAAAUUCAGCUCGACUUCUUUGAUCCUAGGAGCUCAUCAACAGCUUCAUUGAUCUCUUGUUCAGACCAAAGAUGCAGUCUUGGAGUUCAAUCUUCAGAUGCCAUCUGUUCUAGUCAGAACAAUCAGUGCGCAUACACAUUCCAGUAUGGAGAUGGCAGUGGGACAUCCGGCUAUUAUGUAUCAGACUUUUUGCAUUUCGAUGUAAUUCUUAGGGGUUCUGUAACCACAAACUCUUCGGCUCCCAUUGUCUUCGGGUGUAGCACCUCGCAGACAGGAGACUUGACAAAGUCAGAUAGAGCAGUUGAUGGAAUUUUUGGGUUUGGACAACAGGCCAUGUCUGUCAUCUCACAACUUUCUUCACAGGGAGUGUCACCAAAAGUAUUCUCCCACUGCUUGAGAGGAGAUGAUGCUGGUGGAGGUAUAUUGGUGUUCGGGGAAAUCUUGGAGCCCAAUAUAGUUUACAGUCCACUUGUCCCAUCGCAGCCUCAUUAUAAUUUGAAUCUGCAAAGCAUUGCUGUCAAUGGCCAAAUAUUACCAAUUGAUCCAGCAGUAUUUGCAACAUCAAGCAACCAAGGAACCAUAAUUGAUUCCGGGACAACUUUGGCUUACCUUGCAGAAGAAGCUUACAAUCCUUUUGUCAGUGCUAUAACAAAUGUUGUUUCACAAUCUCUGCAUCCUGUUCUUCCCAAGGGAAACCAAUGUUAUUUAAUUACCUCCAGUGUCACCGAUAUAUUCCCUCAAGUUAGUUUAAACUUUGCUGGUGGUGCAUCCUUGAUACUAAGACCUCAGGACUAUCUCUUGCAGCAAAAUUCAAUCGGUAACUCUGCAGUGUGGUGCAUUGGAUUACAGAAAGUACAGGGCCGAGGGAUAACAAUUUUAGGAGACCUUGUCCUAAAAGACAAAAUAUUUGUUUAUGAUUUGACUGGUCAACGGAUUGGAUGGGCUAACUACGACUGUUCAAUGUCUGUUAAUAUUGAAGCAACAAUGAGUGCUGAGAGAAGUGAAUAUGUCAAUGCUGGGCAGCUAAGUGAUAGCAGUUCAGUGCAGAGUGAGCCUUACAAGGAGCUAGUAAUGAGCGUAAUUGCUUUACUAAUGCACAUAUCACUCGUCGUCUUGUUUUUGUAGCAUAUUGUGCAAAAGGUCCUUGUACUUGGCAUUCUUUGUUUCAUUUUUUAUAUAUUCCCUUUCCGGUUUAUAUUAUAGCAAUCGGCAAGACCAUGUUUUAUUGUUAGAAAGUAGAUUGUUGCUAAUUGUAACUGUACAGCGUGCAAUAGGUUUGUGGCUUUCUGAAUAUUUAUUCAUCAGCCUCAUAGAAUUGCACGUUCCUCGGUUGGAGCAGGCAGCUUACUCCAUUUGCAGCACUUGUAAAUUACAUUCUCAACCUAUUACUGGUUUAAUGGCAGAUUGGAUUUAUACAAA